AUGACUGUGACUGACCCUUUGAGCUCCUCGGUUGGGAUUCCCCUUUUAUCUGAUGAUGCCACUCAAUAUCGCAGUGUGGUUGGUGGUCUGCAAUAUCUCACUGUGACUAGACCAGAUUUGUCUUAUGCAGUUAACAGGGUUUGUCAGCUCCUCCAUGAACCUAGAGAUACUCAUUGGGCUGUGGUCAAGAGGAUUCUGCGCUAUGUUCAGUUGACAGUCUCUCAAGGACUCAAUUUGUGUCCUUCUCCUGCCAGAUUGUUGUCUGCCUUUUCUGAUGCAGAUUGGGCAGGAGAUUCUGAUGAUCGGCGAUCAACGGGGGGCUAUGCUAUCUUCUUUGGUGGUAAUUUGAUCGCCUGGAGUGCAAGAAAACAAGCCACUGUUUCUCGAUCAAGUACUGAGUCUGAAUAUAAAGCGCUUGCCAAUGCCACAGCUGAGAUAAUUUGGAAGCCGGAUGACGAGGCCAUGUUGCCUGCUGCUGGAAGCCGCUCCCUGGUCUCCAGCCUUGCCAGGUCAUUGACAGCCACACAAUGA
Lolium perenne is the source of this 531-nucleotide messenger RNA. RefSeq names its product secreted RxLR effector protein 161-like. Lineage: Eukaryota; Viridiplantae; Streptophyta; Magnoliopsida; Poales; Poaceae. The record is from RefSeq and is a predicted model, not a curated record.